AUUGACACCUUAGUUUGCAAGAAGGCAAGGAUAAGUGUAGAGAAGUAAGAGAAGCUUAGCUGCGCCAUAAGGUGCUAGCAAUGGCCGAGCUGCCGCGAUUCUCCGCGCCGCAUCCGCUCGGCCUCCCCGCAAACCGCUAUUCACAUCCUGUGCGCGUCCUUGGGAAGGGAGCUUUCGGCGAGGUGUACCUAUGCUUCAUCCGGAAGGAACACCCCAACGGUGUUCAGUAUGAACCGGUUGCCGUCAAGAUAUACCAGCCCAUCCAGCCGGGCAAUGAGCGCAUGCUUGAAAUGCUGCGCCGGGAGGUGGAGUGCCAGGGCAGUCUUCACCACCCGCACGUGAUCAGCCUUCGGGAGGUGGGUAUCACGGGUGUUGCCGACCGCAUCUAUCUCAACCUGGAGUUUGCGGACAGCGGUACGCUGAAGCAGCUGCUUGCCGCGCGCGGCGGGAGGCUGACGGAGGGCGAGGCGCGCUGGUACACGCAGCAGCUCGUGUACGGCAUGGCGUACUGCCACGCGCAGGGCGUAUUCAACCGGGACAUCAAGCCGGACAACCUGCUGCUGCACCGCGGCGGACUCACCUGGCCCCUGCUCAAGGUUUCGGACUUUGGAUUGUGCAAGAGCACGGGUCACUCCGCCCCGCACUCGCUGGUGGGCUCACUGCAUUACAUGGCACCAGAGGUGAUCAUCCGCGUCGUCAGCAGCAGCGGCAAUGGCGACAAUGAGAAGUAUGAUGGCAGGAAGGUGGAUGUGUUCUCGUGCGGUAUCGUUCUCUACCAAAUGAUAUUCGGUGCGCUGCCCUUCAACCGGGCACCGGACGGCAGGCCACUGGAAUACAAGUACCGGGAAGACCGAGAGACCUUCCUGGAUAACAUGCGGCUUGACCGCUGGACGCAGCUCAUCCCGCGCUCCGUCCUCGCGCCGCCGCCGGCACCUGCUGGUGGUGGUGGUGGUGGUCAGGAUGAGGCCCUGCAGAAGCAGGGUGGGCAGCAGCAGCCACAACAACAACAACAGCUGCCGCCGGUGCAUCUAAACCCAGCGCUGAUUGACUUGUUGUCCGGCAUGCUUCGAUACGAUGCGGCGCAGCGCAUGACGUUGCGGGAUGUGAUGAUGCAUCCCUGGUACUGCUACGGCUUGCCGGCAGAGUACCAUGCCAUGCUGCUCAAGGCGGGCACGGAGGCGAGGCCAGCAGGGGAGGUGCGGCGGUCACAGACGAAGGAGGAGAUUGCAGAGAUCUUUGCGCGGCUUUCACGACGACUGGGGUCCCAAAAUGCUGCUGCUGCUGCUGCUGUCUGCAGCGACGAUGACGACGCCGAAGCGUACUAAGACGUGUUUGCUUGAUCGCACACAUGGAUGUACGGCGGCGGGAUCUUGCUACACUUUCGGAGGGUCUCUUUGCUCGUGACAACCCAGAUGCAAUCCCACUUGUGACCAAACAGAACCUUAGUUAAUGGUGGGCAUAGUAACGGGCCUUGGAUGCCAAGGGAUGUCUUACGCUAUUACGUUAUAUUAGUCAGCAGGUAGAAUGCGAUACUUUCAAGGUGGAGAAUAUACAGGUACACCUGGACACAAUAGAGUAGCACCCAAUACUUACGUGCCACCAAAAAGUCUGCAAAGACAAAUGAAACAUGGUAUUAUCUCGUUACGUUGAGAUAGGAACGCAUGGUUGGAACUGAUAUAAUGCAGGAAGGUGGUGAUAGUGACGAUGCCUUGCUGGGUGUGUCCUGCUAAACUAUGAAUAUGAAACUGAAUGAGUAUUGCUCGUCGAUUGUUGAGCAGGUGUUGUUAUUAGCCAGUGAUAUACAAGUGGGCAGGGCGGGACUUGUAGGUGGCCGUGAGCCCUGCAACUACUAGUACGAUGGGAUGGAGACUAG
Astrephomene gubernaculifera is the source of this 1873-nucleotide messenger RNA. Lineage: Eukaryota; Viridiplantae; Chlorophyta; Chlorophyceae; Chlamydomonadales; Astrephomenaceae. The record is from the annotation of a GenBank genome assembly.